GAAAAACCGGCAGAAACUCACAAAUUACGCUCUUACGUCUACGUUAAAGAAAAAUGUUACGUUAUAGAUGACAUCAUACAUCGCUGAAGUAAAAGAAAAGCGAUUAUCUUUCACGAUUCGCAUGCAUCUCGAAUCUUGGCCAGUCGCUGCCUACUUACCGUUGGGGACACACGCGCGCCGCCCGCGCUUUUAUAACCGCGCCGUUUAAAUAAAACCUCAAUUAAAAUAUAAAAGAAAAUAAUUUUUCCGAUUCAAAAUACAUCUGAAACUGUGUUUGAAAGGUAACUGAAAAGUGCUUGUGUGCUUGACAAAGGGACCACGUGAUUGCAAGGUUACCUAUCCACCAGUGAAAACAGUGAAGUGUCAUAUAACCCAUUCUAAAUUCAUAGUUUAUCAGUUUUCUUACUAACAACAUGACUUGAUACUAAAUUAUUUACCAGUGUGUGUGUGAUAGUGAUAAAUUAUUUAAAAAGUAUUACCAAUUUGUGAUAUAUCUGUGCCAGUGUUCAAAAUGGAAGCCUUGGAAAGGAGAGGACGCGUGAUUGCGAUAGUCGCAAUCGUUUUCAUUGUCUUUUGGUCACAGUGCAAAGGAGUGGACGGCCACAAGAACCACACAAAAAUGUCGUACGUCUGUCCACCGCAGUUCAUCAGGCUGGGCCACAGCUGCUACUUCUUCAGCGAUACCAAGGCCACGUGGCACAACGCGCUCUUCGCUUGCAAGGACCGAGACAGCAACCUGUCGGUGCCCGCGCGGUGGGAAGACAGAAACCUACGAAACUACCUCAAUAAAGAGACUGUCACGAGAGCCAGCCGGUGGAUCGGCGGCAUCUACGACUACCCGGCGCGCGCGUGGAAGUGGGGCGGCGAGCUGCGCCAGAUGCACUACCAGUCCUUCUCCAAGAUGAAGAAGCUAUCACCUAAAGAACUGCACUUUCAGUGUAUAGCCAUGUCGCCAGAGCUUCUCUACAGGUGGGCACCGAAGAGCUGCUUCGAACCCCGACAAUUCAUCUGCCAAACGAAACUGAAGAAGGUUCCUCAGUCGAAACUGAAAAACCUUCGCCGAAGGUACCAACGUAUGGGAAAGAUCAAUGAGAUCACAGUUCCAAGUGUCAGCAGGGAAGAGGACGAUCCUAGGACGAAUGACGUCACGAGCAAUCCUGUGCUGAGCCCGAAAUCCUACGACCUGCAUUCGAAUCCGCGACGAGUCCAGAAGAACCCGAUUCGCAACAACCCGAGAUUUUACGACUUACGACCCAAUGAACUGAGGAAGCGAUCCCGGCCUAACGCGCAGAGGAAGCUCAAGAGACCAUUCCCAGGUUACCGAUGGAACCGGCGCGACCCCGAAGGCUCAUACCAAUACAACGUCAAAGUCCUCCGCUCCGGACGAACCGGCCUCAGUCCUCAACAGAUCAACGCCCAUCUCUCGCGACUGCAGCACUUGCGCGACAGACAAGUCGCCCGACGCAAGCGACUGCGGGACAAGGACGAAUGGCUCGUCAACGACGCACCACCAGCCCUAGUCCAUACACAUGCUAGGACCUACACCGUAGAUAAUAACAUAAGCGCUCUACAUCCUAAGACCAUAGUGGAAGAGUUCGAUAUGAUGCCUCCACCAGCUCCUGUGGUGCUACCUCGACCUACACGCGGUAUUUGGUAGUCUGUAGCGAAUCCUCAUGACUGAUUUACGACUUUUCAUAUUUGGACUUCGCUUCUUGGUUCUACCUCAGAUUCGUAAAAUGGAUGUAUUUUUUGAAGAACGUUCCAUCCCGCAAGGUAAAAUUUAAAUACGUAUUAUGCAAAAAUAGAUUAUAGCUGGGUGAUAAUAGCAUAUCACAAAAGUGUGACGAUUGCAAUCAUCUCUGAUUGGCCGAUACAUACCUACGCAGCCACUUAGAUACUAUUGGUUCAUAUUCUUAUAUGCAUUGUUGCAGCAAAAAUGCCAUAAAUUUAGCCUAUCAAAACAAUUGAAAUUGUAAUAAUGAUGAAAUUGUAAGGUUGAUGUAGCUUUUCUGGAUUACCACCGCACCAGACAUACCAGUCGCAGUGGGAUGAAAUAUUUUUCAGAAAACACGUCCAAUAUUAUGUAUUAAAAAGUUUUCAGUUAACUUUUGUUUUCUUUAAAGAUAUGAUAUCACUAUCAGUGACGACAAUAACGCCUGAAUCGAUAUAACGUUUAUAUAACAAAUUCGUAAAUCGGUUAUGAGACUCAAAAAUCCCGUUGCAUUAAACCCCAAUGAGAUUGAAAUAUUCAUUUCGUAAGUUCCUUUCAAUUUGAAUCUUAUCUUUACGCUUCGAAUUCCUAAUACUUUUAGCACUUCCGCAAGCGUUUCUUUUUAUGCUUUACUUUUGGUUGUCUUUUUUUGUCGUUUAAAAAAAUGUGCAACACUUUCGAUUAUAUUGUCACCGUUAAAAAUUUGCGUGCUUUUCUUUUUCUUUUGCUUUAACGUCUAAAGGUGGCGUUAUGAUGUAUCUUAUUUUCCACAAGGCCCACCCAAUUAUGCAAAGAAUCUUUAUUUAAUUUAGCCUAGACGUGCAUAGGAAAAUUUAUAAUCAGCAGAUUUACAAUUCAGUUUAUAUGUAAUUAAAGAUUUUAAUAUUUCAGAAGGUUUUAGAUAUUCAUUUCUGUCACUUGUUUAAAUUAAUUAAUUUUUAUCACGAUUUUUUUAUAUCUUCAACUUGACCUAAUUCUAAAUGCCAAUCACAAAGUUAAUAAACCUAUCUCGUGAUAAUGAUUCUUUUCUACAACUACUCUAGUGAACAGUUGAUUAUAAAAUUAACCAUGAACGUGACCUAUUUACAACAAGUAUUUAUUUUUUAUAAACUGUAUUUUUUGUGUUAUUUUAAGAUUAGCUUCGCUGUGAAGUUUGAGUGAACACCUAUUUACUACAUCGUGUGUACUAAGUCUUAGGCUGUCAAACAAUCAAAUUUAUUAUGAUUGUCUUUUUAUAAUAUUAUUAUGGUUAAGAAAAUAUAUAUGUUUAGCAGUUGUAGCACAGACCCAAUAAAAAAGAGAGUUGGCUCGCGAAAAAGCGUUUUUGUAACUAUCGCGGAUAAUAUACCAAAAGCAUUGUUGAUUGCGCAAGUAAAAAGUUUUUAUAGUUAUCGGCAUCUUCAUUUGAAUUCGGAUUUUUGUUUGAUUUUGCCUGUUUAGCUUCUUUAUUUGGUCUAUGCUGUUAAGUCGUGAAAUAACGAUUUUUUUUUCAUUUUUAUGGACGAACCGUCAAACAGCAUUUUAGUUUUAAGCCUUAGCAUAGAUAUUCUAACGCACUAAACCCUAUUCUAAAAUCAUCAAAAUUACGUAGUGUAAAACUAGUCAGUAAGAUAAUUCGAAGAAGAAAGAACGUAAGCAUUUACAAAAUAUAACUGCCUAUCUUAUAGAAUGGAAAAUGCAGUCCACCCUCGCUUUUUGCAAGUAACGGUAUUAACUUUCUCAACAACUAAAGAAUUUUAGCAAUAUGUUUCCUGAUUAUUCGUUGUAUGUCCAUCUAGGUACAAAAUUAUGAUAACGAAUAAUAUUGUAUGAAAGAAAGAGGUAAAAAAUCAAGUAGAAUUUAAUAAAGUUCAGUCUCAGAUCAGAUGAAGAUGAAAAUUGUUAAAAAAAAGUAUUUUUCCUUAACAAAACUAAAUAAAAAAUUUGAAAAAAAUACUGUCUAAUAAAUGACUAGUAACUCUUUAUAUGAGUAUCUAUUGACUAUAAUUUUUCUAUCAUCGAAAAAAAACAACGAGCGUGGACACAUGCACAUGUAGGCACAUGAUUAAACUUUACUAAUCAUUUUUUUCAUUAAAAUUCAUACCUAUUAAAACAUUAAUUAAGUUUUUUAUUUAAAAAUACAUUUUUAAUAAUAAAAAUAAACUAUAAUAAUAAUAAUGCUAACAUUCUCAUCGCUGUAAGUGUAUUUAUUGGAGAAAACGUGUUGAAAAUGUGUCGUACUUCAUAUUGGCAUUUGCUUGUGAAAUAAAAUAAUAUUAAAAUAAGUAUUAAUCUAAUUCUACGUUCCACUCUAUAUUACAGUACGUGCCAAAAAAGUGGGCGGUGACUAGGCCUGGGUACUAUGAGUAUUUGCAGUUUCAUAUAUAGGUAAAUACCUAGGUACUGCACAAAUUCAAUUUUUUGGCGCGAACUGUAUUUUAGUUAAGAUAAAAAAUAUAUUGAAACUCUUUAGUUAUCAUUGUAGUGCCAAUAUCUUAGUCCUCGCAUUUAAAAAUAAUAUUAUAAUAAUUUUGACAAGUGUAAUUUGUACAAAUCUCUAACUAAUUUACUCAAUCUUUUUCUCUAUCAAAAAUCAAGUAAAGUAAAAGUAAUAGCACACAAUAAUAAACUUAAUGUUUGUUAUUGUAUCAAAAAAUAUAGGUAUGUAUUUAGAUUUUGCAGCCUUUAUUGUUUAUGAGUUGUUAAAUAAUCCAUAAACUUGCGAAAAUAUUUUUUUGUUAAACUAUGUGCGUGUCGCUAGAUGGCGUAACGUGUCAUUUUCAUUGCGAAUCUUUUUUUAAUACAACUUAAUUUUUAUUCUUUAUACUAAACAAAAUUAAAAUUCCUUUUGUUCCUUUUAUGCUUAGUGAUGUAAAAAAUAAAUAAUACGGCUGUACAAAUCCUGAUGUAAAAAACUGUUUAUAGUGUAGACACGCCUUUAUUACUUAUUUAAUGGAAAAACAUUUGCAAGUAAUAUUUCGGCACUUUAGCACUUGUCAAUGUAUUUUGUAAGAUACCUAUAAAUUCUAAAACUAGUCCACUCUGUAAUAGAUUUUAGAUAAAAAUGAUAUAAAAUUAAAUAAUAUUACUUACCUAUUUCUCCAUAUUUUUUUUGUAUGUUUUACUGUGAAAUUUUUUAAUAGGUACCUACUACCUUCGACCAAUAGGUUCAAAACAAAAAUUUGAAAAAAUUGAUAAAAUCGCAUUCAUACAAUGAAUCAUAUAAUCGAAAUUGUAUUUAACGUAGUUUUUAUUACUUUCAUUAUAGAUUUAAGGAAAAUAAAAAGCAUCUGAACAUCGAA
Messenger RNA from Maniola jurtina (meadow brown), 4992 nucleotides. RefSeq lists its product as uncharacterized. NCBI's taxonomy places the organism in Eukaryota, Metazoa, Arthropoda, Insecta, Lepidoptera, Nymphalidae. The record is from RefSeq and is a predicted model, not a curated record. Bases 512 to 1657 code for a protein of 381 amino acids. The transcript is spliced from 7 exons.